AUGGACUUCAAAGACUCGAUGUACGACGAGUGCGUCGUGGACAUGACCCCGUUCGGGAUCGAGGAGUGCUACGGCGACGUCAGCAACGCCGUCGCGGAGGUGUGCGUCAGCGCGCACGCCGCGGAGACGGCGGGGAACUUCAACAUGGCGUUGCGGAGGAAGGAACUCCGGCGCCUGCGCGCGGCGUUGUGGGAAUUACGCGUCACGCUCGAGCGGCAGUCGAAAGACAGCGGCCACUGCACGCUGACCGUGCGGCAUAAGCUCGAGGCGCUGCGGAGCGCGUCGCUGGACGUGUGCCACCCGCAGAUGCGCGCGGCGAACGCGCCGAACGCGACGGCGAUUCCGAACUUCCAAGCCGUGCAUCAAGACUUUCGCGUCGACGCGCUUCCGGACGUCUUCGCGGACUCGACCGAGGACUCGAUCGACGACGACUGCGAGGUCGAGGCCGAGAUCGCGUUCUACCGCGGCGGACAGCCCACCGCGGAAGGCCGCGCGUGGCUCGCGGAGAGAGGGUUCAAGACCGUGAUCGACCUGCGCUUCGAGGACAGAGACAACCAGUGGACGAAGCCGUUCGGAGGCGGCGUCGGCGUCGGAAAACGCGCGCCGCGACUCGCGGACGAUGCCGGCUUCGAGGUCGUCCACAUGCCGGUGACGGACAUGGAGCCGCCGACGUUCGAGCUCGUGGAGCGAUUCAUCGAGGUGGCGAACGACAGAGCGAGGCGACCGAUGCUCGUGCACUGCAAAGCCGGCAUCGGGCGAACGGGGAGCAUGGUGUCGUGUUGGCGAAUUUCCCGCGGCAUGGACGUCGACGAGGCGCGUUCUAUAUCACACUGGUCCCCAUACGACCGCGCGCUCGCGCUCGAGUCUCUGUGCUGCGACUUUGGAAGCAUCGCGCAGGAGACGUUCGUGCGAUCGUUCGCGGAUCGCCUGGCGAAGAAUAAACGCAACGCCGCCGCGACGAUCGUCGAGAGCGUGAUCGUGAAGGGCGCGGGCGCGGCGUACGAGGGCGCCGGGUUCCUCGACGUCGCGGAGGCGGAAGAGGUGGACGUGAUCGACGCUCGAAUCGCGACGCCGCCGCCGCCGCCGCUCAUGUCCGGUGGCGAGGGCAUGGGCAGCGGCGGCGUCAGCGCGGAGGCCGCGGCGGCGGCCGAGACGCAACCCGCGCCCGCGAGCAGCCUGGAGCAAGCGCCGGACAUGUACGUCAUACGCACGGACGGGUUCACGUGCACGCGCGAAGAGGUUGAGGAUGGGAUGCUGAAAAUUUCGCACCCGAGCACGCAGCAGCUGGUGCUGGUGUGGCGUAAACCGCCGAAGCGGAUACUCGUGCUGAAGAAGCUCGGCCCCGCGCUGCUGCCGCAGCUCGUGGAGGUGUCGCACGCGAUGUUGUCCAUGGGGUUCGAGGUUGUCGUGGAGGAGAACGUCGUCGGGGAAAUGCGGGAGGAGAAGGCGGCGAGGGACGCGGCGCGACGGUCGGCGGCGGCGGGCGCGUCGGGUCCGGGGGGCGCGGACGGCGCGCCCGGGACGUCCCUCGGCGCGUCCGCGAUCAGAGACCUGGUGCUGGAGAACGUGGAGAGCGUGCCGGACGCCCUCGCGCGGGUCAUUGGGACUAACGCGACGACGCCGACGGAGUACGCGGGGGUGGAUCUCAUCGUGUGCCUCGGCGGCGACGGCGUUAUUCUCCACGCGUCCAAGCUGUUCCAAGGCCCGGUGCCGCCGCUGUUGGGGUUCCACUUCGGGAGCAUGGGUUUCCUCACGAAUCACCCCCCGGACCACCUCGCGCAGUCGCUCCUGCAGUCCGUCGGGAGAGGCUCGAACUUAGCCGGAGGCAUCAAGGGCGGCAUACCCAUCACGUUGCGCAUGCGUCUGGAGUGCUCGUUGGUCAAGGCGAACGACAGCGUCCGCAACGGCGGCGACGGCGCGCCCUCGCACGCGUACGCCGUCCUAAACGAAGUCCUCGUCGAUCGCGGCCCGAGCCCGUUUCUGUCCAAGAUCGAGGCGUACGACCGCGGUUUAUUCAUCACGACGAUCCAAGCGGACGGCGUCAUGCUCGCGACGGCGACUGGGAGCACGGCGUACAGCGUCAGCGCAGGGGGAUCGAUGGUGCAUCCGAACGUGCCGGCGAUCUUGAUGACGCCAAUCUGCCCGCACACGCUGUCGUUCCGGCCGGUGAUAUUGCCGGACUCCGUGGAGAUGGAGUUGAGGGUGGCGGACGACGCGCGGUGCAGCGCGUGGGUGUCGUUCGACGGGAAGGAGCGCUGCGAGCUGUGCGCGGGGGAUUCGAUUUUCGUUCGGAUGUCGGAGUGUCCGGUGCCGACGAUCAAUUACGCGGAUCAGACUGGGGACUUCAUAAGCAGCCUUCGCAGGUGUUUGCGGUGGAACGAGCGCGAGGAGCAGAAGCCGCUGGACGAGAAGGUCACGAAGAAGCUUCGGAAGAUGGCGCAAGGGAGGGUCGACUUGGCGACCGUGGACCUCACGAUGGACGAGUCCCAGGACGACGCGACGUUCGUGUGACGACGCGACGACCGACGCGCGGAGCGUCGGGGGCGCGGCGGCGGGCGCGCGCGCGACGAUCGAUUACAGUAAUACUUUGAAAGUUCUUGUUGUUGUUCUGUUC
Messenger RNA from Micromonas pusilla CCMP1545, 2614 nucleotides. Its product is annotated as NAD k-like protein. The transcript is spliced from 2 exons. Lineage: Eukaryota; Viridiplantae; Chlorophyta; Mamiellophyceae; Mamiellales; Mamiellaceae. Bases 1 to 2511 code for a protein of 836 amino acids. The record is from RefSeq and is a predicted model, not a curated record. Gene Ontology annotation, molecular function: protein tyrosine phosphatase activity; NAD+ kinase activity. Gene Ontology annotation, biological process: NAD+ metabolic process; NADP+ biosynthetic process; protein dephosphorylation.